GUGGCUCGGCCACCUUCCUUCCAGGGCCGACGACUCUGACGACUUCCUCCAGGCGCUGAGGCUGGAGUCCAUGGGCCCCGCCGACCUCAUAGCGGUGCUGGGCACCGACAUGGACGAGGCGGACGCCCCCAUCCGCCGCCGCAUCUUCGACGCGCUGUGCGCCAUCGGCGCCAGCCUGUGGACCCGCGGCGGUCUGGCCCCGAUCGUGGGCAGCGAGGUGCUGCGCAGGCGCCCAGUGGCGUCCUUCGACUACAGCAACGGCGAGGUGGAGUGGGCGGCUCCCCGCGACGGGUACUACUACAUAGUUGCCUUCGGCGCGAAGGCGGGAGACGGGCCCCAGCAUGCGGGCGGAAGAGGGGCCAUCGUUGGCGGGGGCUUCUUCCUGCAAGCCGGCCAGGCGCUGUGCAUCCUGGCGGGGGGGAUGUCCACCCGGGCCCUGCACUGCGCCCCCACCGGUGGGGGGGGUGCUUCCUUCGUCACCACCAGCGGGGCGUGGGGCAAUGGCUCCUGGGACGGGAUCCUGGUCGUGGCCGGUGGAGGCGGGGGAUGCGGGGAGGAAGGCGACGGCUGCGACGCCAAACCGGCGACGAUCUCCAAAAGGGGGGGGUCGCCGGUACGGAUGCCGGGCCAGGACGGCUGCGCCGUUGGGAACGCCAUCCGCGGCGCGCGGUCUGUCGUCGCGAACGUGUUCCGGGGCGCCGGCUCCGCCGUCGCGCACGCCAUCCGGGCGACGGGAUCUCCCGAUGCCGGAGACCACGGCGGCAGCCCCUCUGCGGCAGAGGCCCUGGAGCCGGGGGCCAUGCUCGGCAGCGUGCGGCUGCAGACCGCCAUGUCCAUGUCCAUGUCGGCCGCCGCGCACUCAACCUGGGCGCGCGGCGUGCGCGAGGCCGAGCUCAUGCGCGGGCUGUCCCUGGGGAGGCUGGACUCCGGCCCUGGCUCACCCGGGGGGUUCGGGGGCGGCGGGAGCGCGGGGAGGGCGGGCGGCGGGGGUGGGGGCGGCUUCACGGGUGGGGAGGGCAGCGAGGACAGCCGGGGGGGGGGCGGGGGAGAGAGCUACGUCCACAGGCGGGCGGCGAAGCAGGUGGCCAGAGUAGGCAACACCGGGAGCGGAAGAGUGGACGUCUGGUGGGGGUUGUAUCCGCCAAUCAUCCUGAACAACUGA
This is a messenger RNA of Ostreobium quekettii, 1162 nucleotides long. The record is from the annotation of a GenBank genome assembly. Lineage: Eukaryota; Viridiplantae; Chlorophyta; Ulvophyceae; Bryopsidales; Ostreobiaceae.